AUGGUACGCACCAAGCAGACAGCGCGGAAGUCGACAGGAGGCAAGGCUCCGCGGAAGCAGCUAGCUAUGAAUGUGGCUUGCAAGACUGCACCGGUUACUGGCGUAGUGAAGAAGAAGCAGCACCGCUACCGCCCAGGCACCGUGGCGCUUCGUGAGAUCCGCCGCUACCAGAAGACCACCGAGUUGCUGAUUCGCAGGGCGCCGUUCCAGCACUUGGUGCGUGAGAUAGCCCAGGGUUUCAAGACUGACCUGCGCUUCCAGAGCUCUGCGCUGAUGGCACUGCAGGAGGCCUGCGAGGCCUACCUCGUGGCGCUGUUCGAAGACACCAACCUGUGUGCCAUCCACGCCAAGCGGGUGACCAUCAUGCCGAAAGACAUCCACCUGGCUCGUCGCAUUCGCGGAGAAAUAGAAGACCAGCGGACCCCCAACGGUCCCAGCAAAGCCUCUAGUGUCAUCACAUUCACUGGGACACCCAAUAAUUGUCUGCAAUGCAACAAGAGGGUGUGCUUUGCUGAGAAGGUGACCUGCUGCAGCCAGCUCUUCCUGUGCUGGGAGUGUCGCUCCAAGACACUGACCCCUGGCCGCUAUGCUGAGCAUGACGGCCAGCCCUACUGCCACAAGCCUUGGAGGCAAGGCAACUGCACAACCCCUCAGUCUUCAAAGAUUCCUCCUCCCCCAGCUCUGCUCAAAGAGGGUGAGAGCCAGACAGCCUCCAUUAACAGUCCUGGUGGCAAGACCACCCGGAGAGUAUAUAAGGGGCAGGCUGUAAAGAGGAUCACCACAUGGGCCACCCAGAGUGCACUAGUGAAACACGCCACCAGGUGGGCGACCAAUAGGAAUGCAGUGGGCUCUAUAAAAGCCGAGCCCUCAAGGCACCUAGCACACUCGAGGAGCAGAGGAGAAAGGAGCUUCUUCACGAUGGUACGCACCAAGCAGACAGCGCGGAAGUCGACGGGAGGCAAGGCUCCACGGAAGCCGCUAGCUAUGAAUGUGGCUUGCAAGACUGCACCGGCUACUGGCGUAGUGAAGAAGAAGCAGCGCCGCUACCGCCCAGGCACCGUGGCGCUUCGUGAGAUCCGCCGCUACCAGAAGACCACCGAGUUGCUGAUUCGCAGGGCGCCGUUCCAGCACUUGGUGCGUGAGAUAGCCCAGGGUUUCAAGACUGACCUGCGCUUCCAGAGCUCUGCGCUGAUGGCGCUGCAGGAGGCCUGCGAGGCCUACCUCGUGGCGCUGUUCGAAGACACCAACCUGUGUGCCAUCCACGCCAAGCGGGUGACCAUCAUGCCGAAAGACAUCCACCUGGCUCGUCGCAUUCGCGGAGAGCACUCUUAAACUUAGACUCCACAGGCUCCUGAUUAUUGCACUAUCCUAAACCCAAAGGCUCUUUUCAGAGCCACCCACCACAUCUAAAAAAGUGGUUGUAACCUUGUAUGUAAAUUUGAUCGAUAAUUGAAAAUAUAUGCAAUUUUUUUGCUUUUAAAAACUGGCCUCAGAAUAAAAUCUUUGAAACCUUAAAAAUAUCACAAUGAAUGCAUGGGUUGU
Messenger RNA from Mesocricetus auratus (golden hamster), 1542 nucleotides. RefSeq lists its product as uncharacterized. The record is from RefSeq and is a predicted model, not a curated record. The transcript is spliced from 4 exons. Gene Ontology annotation, molecular function: DNA binding; protein heterodimerization activity; structural constituent of chromatin. Gene Ontology annotation, cellular component: nucleosome. Bases 1 to 1332 code for a protein of 443 amino acids. NCBI's taxonomy places the organism in Eukaryota, Metazoa, Chordata, Mammalia, Rodentia, Cricetidae.